Messenger RNA from Cicer arietinum (chickpea), 807 nucleotides. The record is from RefSeq and is a predicted model, not a curated record. Lineage: Eukaryota; Viridiplantae; Streptophyta; Magnoliopsida; Fabales; Fabaceae.
AUGACUAUGAGAAUGUUGAAAGGAAAUGAGUUGUCGCACAAGUUUUGGGGUGAGACUACAUCAAUUGUUGUCUAUAUCCUGAAUAAAUAUCCAACAAAGAGAUUGCAUAAGAUGGUGCCAAAGGAGGUUUGGAGUGGCAAGAGACCAGUUGUAGGACAUUUGAGAACUUUUGAAGCUAUAUCUUUUAAGCAUGUGCCAGAUCAAAAGAGAAAAAUUGUAGUAAGUAAAGAUGUUAAAAUCAUUGAGCAAGAAUUCUUGGAUUGGAAGCAGAAGGCCAGCAACACCAACCAACAGGCUAUGAAGAGAAAACCUUGGAGAGAAGCAAUGAUGAAAGAAAUUAAGGCAAUUGAAAUAACAAAGAAGAAAAUUGAGGAAUAUAAGGUAAUAAUGAAAAAUGAGUUUGAAAUGUCAGACUUAGGAAAGUUGACUUACUUCUUGGGUAUGGGUAUUACUGAAACAAAGGAAGGGCAGGUAAUGCAUCAAAAUAAAUAUGAUGGGGAAAUCUUGAGAAGAUACUACAUGGUUGUAUGUAAUUCUGUUGUCACUCCAAUCGACGUCAAUGUCAAGUUAGAAAAAGGAGCUGAAGAAAAACUAGUUAACACCACCUUAUUCAAGCAAAUUGUUGGAUAUCUAAGAUACUUAUGCAACACGAGGCCCGACAUAUGCUAUAGUGUUGGUGUUAUUAGUAGGUUCAUGGAAAAUCCCAAGCAUACUCACUUGAUUGCAGCCAAGAGGAUCAUGAGAUAUGUUCAAGGGACUCUAAAGCAUGGAAUUCUGUUUGCCAAAAAACAUGAAGUAGGGAGAUGA